UAUUUAGGUUCCUAAUAUCAUUUUUUUCUAAACUGAAUAGUUUGCGCGAGAGACACUUCCAAAGUGGUAAAAUGUGUGUCCAAAGUGGUAAAAUGUUGAACAAGAUCUAGCAAGUAGAUUUUUUUUUAAUACGUCUCAAAUGGUACGGAACCCUUCAUGCGCGAGUCCGACUCGCACUUGGCCGCUUUUUAACAUUGGCAACAUGUGCGAGUGAGACACCGCCACGAGACCUACCUUUGCUAUGUGGACCGUUUUCUCUAGUCUGGUAAGAACACCUUUCUAGUUCAGUGAUAAGGUUUAAUUUAGUGUGAUAAAAAAAGUUAGAGCGUGUUCCAUUUUAUAUUUCCAUGUAAAUAACCUCUACUCUACGGUUGUCUGGUUGAUCGUGUUGACCGCGAGGUUGUUGUAAAACUGGGUCGUGAAGAGCUUUUUCACACAUUUACUCGUGAAUCUUCUUCUACCUAGUGUUAUCCUGGCCUUUAGCAGGGUCCGCUUUCCUACUUGCCUUCCUCCACUUUGCACGAUCCUGGACGUUCUCUCGUGUGAGCCCGGUUACGCGCAUAUCCGCUUUCACGACAUCGAGCCAUCGUUUUUUUGGUCUGUCGUGGGGUCGGGGGCCGCCAUUUACUCGUGAAUAUCAAUAUAAAAUUGGUGAAGAGGGUUUUGAAGUAACUAAUGUGAUGGAAUCUACAAACCAGUGCCACUGCUGCCUGCAGCGGCCUUUGGCGAAAGAUUUGAGGACACCAUACACUCACCUCGGUAUAACGGAAAUAUAUUCGGACAUGAUCGAAGAAUGCUUUGUUAUCAAAUUAACAUCCAGUAACGAUGGCAAGAGUGGUAUCUGCGAGGUGUGCUUGGGGCGCCUGCGGGAGGCGUGCCUCUUUAAGAUGCAGGUGCAGCAAUGCCAGGCCGAGCUGCUGGAGAGGUUAGAGGGAGGACUGAGUGUCAAAGACGAGGAAGCCUUGGACCAGCCGCCUGAAGACGCGUACAGCGAGCCUUCCGAGCCUUCAUCCAGCGCGUUUGGGGCUACCGCGGAGCCGCUGUCCGAGCGCGCCCGGCAGCAGCUCGCGCUGGCGUGCUCCGUGAGGCUCGAGCGCCUCCGCGACCAACCGCGCCCCGUGACGUCACACCGCCGGCCGAGCCCCGUGACGUCACACCGCCGGCCGAGCCCCGUGACGUCACACCGCCGGCCGAGCCCCGUGACGUCACACCGCCGGCCGAGCCCCGUGACGUCACACCGCCGGCCGAGCCCCGCCGGCAGUGAGCACGACCUGCCCGGUGACGCCGCCGCCGAGCAACAAGCCUACACACACGAUACGAGCCCUACACACACCCCACACAACUCUAGCUUAAUCACACAUCAACAACACCAGAUCCCACCACAAACGAAUCAGACGACCUACUGUUGCGACAUGUGUAGUCAGCAAUUUACGUCAAAACUUAUUUUAAUCGGACAUAUCAGAACACAUACACUCCUGGAACCUCAUCCAUGCGGAGUUUGUAAAGAAACAUUUGCAAAUAGAUUAAUAUUGAAUAAGCAUUUAAGAUUUCACUCAUUAGAGAGACCCUACGUGUGUGAAGUAUGCAACAAGCGAUUUGCAAGAAAACCCACUUUAAAAAAUCAUAGAACAACACACAUGACAGUAAAACCAUACAAAUGUAAAGAAUGUAACAAGCAAUUUGCACGAAAAGGUUGUUUAGACGUUCAUGAAAGAACUCACAGUGGAGUGAAACCAUACAAAUGUAAAAAAUGUAAUAAGCAAUUUACACGAAAAAGUGUUUUUAGCGAUCCAUGGAAGAACUCACAGUGGAGUGAAACCAUACAAAUGUACAGAAUGCAACAGGAAAUUUGCUCAUCAGGAUAGAUUUGAUAAACAUGUAAGAUGUCACAUUAGAAGUUCAAUGAAAUAUGACUGUGAUCAAUGUAACAAGCAAUUUAACCGGCCAGAGUAUUUACUAUUACAUCAGAGAAUUCACACCGGAGAGAAAUAUGUCUGUGACCACUGUAACAAGCAAUACAUAAGUAAAUAUCACUUAAUUAGACAUAUUGCGGUUCAUGCCACAGAAAGACUAAAAAAACUAUAUGCGUGUCAAGAAUGUGACAAGAAAUAUCAACGUAAAGAUUAUUUAAAUACCCAUUAUUUAGUACAUCACACUGGGCGGACACCAUUUAAAUGUACACUGUGCAAUAAGCGAUUUGCACUUAAAAGAUAUUUAGUAUAUCAUGAAAGAACCUGUGGUGAAGUCAAACCAUAUACAUGUAAAGAAUGUAACAAGGUAUUCACACGUGUUGAUUCUUUACUUAGGCAUAAAAAAAUGCACGCUGGAGAAAACACAUAUAGGCGUGACCAACGGCUUGCACAAGAAUGUAAUUUUGAAACUAAACCCGAUAGUAUAAAAGACAACAUACAAUUCACACAGAAAAAAAACCUUGUUGCUUAUGAACGUCACGGCGAAGAUCAACCAUUUGAGUGCAGUGAACUUAACCAGCAUUUAAGUCAAAGAGGUAUUUUAGAUAUCCAAAAAAUGAGUCACACCGAAGAGAAGCCGUAUAAUUGUGAAGAAUGUAGCAACCGGUUUGUAUUACGAUCGGAAUUAGAGAGACAUAAAAAAAUACACACCAAUGAACAAUCAUACGAAUGCGAAAUAUGUGAAACAAUUUUUUUCGAUGAAAUGAGCUUAGCGAAACAUAUUGAAACACACAAAUCUAGGAAAACAUAACCUUAUAAGUUGUUUGGUAAGGGGUUAUUCAAUAUAACUCGGUUGAAUAUGGUUAUCCCACCGACAAACGCAGCUUUAUAAAGUGUCUUAUUGUCUGCUAACUUCACCAUAUUUGUAGGUAUAUAGAAAAAACACGUAUCUACAUAGUUCGUUUUUUAGCAUUAGAAAACAGGUAAACAAUCUUGACAUGUCUUUUUAUUGUAAAACGCUUUUUAAAAAUCAUUAACUAUUACUUAUGAAAGCAGAAGACUGUAAAUGAUCGUAUAUGAUUUAUAAUUGUGACAUAUUUGCCGUGACUUACUUUUCAAAAUAGUUUUUCAAUAAAAAGACCUCAAAAUCGCUUAUUGACGUAGAUUGUAGUUGCCGAAAAAAGAAGCCCGCCGAUAGCACGCGGGACGCUCAAAGUUAGAAGGCUGGCUGAAGACCGCAGACCUUUACCGCAUACUUACCGCCAAAAACCAUUACCGGGUUAUUUGUGUUUGGAUUAAUAAUUAAAAAAACAUAUUUUAGUUUUAAGAAUACUGGAGAGUGUUAGGCUGUUGCCUCGAGUGAUGAUGUGGCGCGAUCGAAUAUUCUCGUCGAUUGGCUGCUCACGAAGGCGUCCAGGCUCUGCCAUUUUAGGCCUCUGUGUAUAUCUAGGUUGCGCACGUAGCGGGGGACAUUCACUAUGGUGCGCAGGGCCCAGCUUGACGUCUCCGACGAUCGGGAGGUCAUCAGUGUAGAGGGCGUAGCAGGCAGGCGAGAGGACACUGCCUUGGGGGACGCCCGCUUGGAUCGGGUGUUCCGCCGAGACGGCGUCCUCGACUGCGACUUUGAAGCGGCGGUCAGUCAUGGCUGAAGUAGAAGGGUAAAAGUAAUGAAUAUUUUAAUACCUAAUGUAUUCUUCCCGGACUCUUGAAGAGAGUUCCCGGGGCAAGCCUUAAAAGAAGGUGGGGGGUAGUAGUCGUAUUACUCGUGAUGAUUGUUCAAUCUCGUCUGCUCCCAGUGGGGGCGACGUGAGAAGUAGCGAACCCUCGCUGUGCAGGCUGAGGGGGCACCUGGCAUUUGUGUUUGACUGUUCUUCCACCUUAAGUGUCUCCGAAUAAGCCCUCUGUCUAUGGGCGUGCGGGAUAAGUUGCCGGCUGUAUUUGCUUGGGUACGCUCCUGAGUAGAUGCGGUUGUUGUAGGCUGGUUGUUACCCAACCCCACGACCCCAAGCCUGGUGA
Molecule: messenger RNA, 3926 nt
Organism: Cydia pomonella (codling moth)
Lineage: Eukaryota; Metazoa; Arthropoda; Insecta; Lepidoptera; Tortricidae
Product: zinc finger protein 26-like
Exons: 4
Coding region: 681-1865 (394 amino acids)
Cellular component (GO): nucleus
Molecular function (GO): zinc ion binding
Source: RefSeq, a predicted model, not a curated record